Oreochromis aureus is the source of this 3843-nucleotide messenger RNA. Its product is annotated as arf-GAP with coiled-coil, ANK repeat and PH domain-containing protein 3-like. Bases 260 to 2830 code for a protein of 856 amino acids. The transcript has 26 exons. The record is from RefSeq and is a predicted model, not a curated record. Gene Ontology annotation, molecular function: GTPase activator activity; protein binding. Gene Ontology annotation, cellular component: cytoplasm. Lineage: Eukaryota; Metazoa; Chordata; Actinopteri; Cichliformes; Cichlidae.
UCAGCGCUCUUCUCUCCUUCUCCGGUGCUCACGGUGCAGCUACGCCUCCCGCCUGUCUGAGCAGCAGCGGCAGUAGUGUAGUAGUAAUCUGCGUGCCGCGCACUCGGCUCGCAUUUUGUGUCACCGUGCCACCAGAAGAGGGGCGACAGACUGCUGCGCGUCAAGGGGAUACCAGUCAUCAUCCACACGGUUCAAGCUACAUCCCGCUGGGGGCAAUGACAUUGGCAGCCUGACGUGGGAAUUAACGAGAAAACGCAAAAUGACUGUGGACUUUGAAGAAUGUAUAAAAGAUUCGCCCCGAUUCAGGGCUGGAAUUGAUGAUGUGGAGACAGAUGUGGUAGAAAUUGAAGCGAAGCUCGAUAAGUUGGUGAAGCUAUGCAGCGGGAUGAUCGAGGCCGGCAGGGCCUACGUCAGCGCUAACAAGCUCUUUGUUAACGGCAUCAGAGACCUGUCCCAGCAGUGCAAGAAAGAGGAGAUGAUAUCGGAAUGCCUUGAAAAGUGUGGCGAAAGCCUCCAAGAGAUGGUCAACUACCACACGAUUUUGUUUGACCAGGCUCAGAGGUCCAUCAAACAGCAGCUUCACACCUUCAUUAAAGAGGACAUACGGAAGUUCAAGGACACCAAGAAGCAGUUUGAUCGGGUGCGUGAGGACAUGGAGCUGGCGCAGGUGAAGAACGCGCAGGCACCCAGGAACAAGGUGCACGAGGCGGAGGAGGCGACGCAAGCUCUCAUCCUCAGCCGCAAAGCUUUUCGGCACCUGGCCCUGGACUAUGUGCUACAGAUUAAUGUGCUUCAAGCCAAGAAAAAGUUUGAAAUCCUGGAUGCAAUGCUGUCAUUCAUGCGAGCCCAGUAUACUUUGUUCCAACAAGGCUUUAACAUCUUGGAUGAGAUUGACCCCUAUAUGAAAAAACUGGCUGCACAGCUAGAUCAGCUGGUCAUUGACUCGGCCGUGGAGAAGAGGGAGCUGGAGCACAAACACGCCCUCAUCCAGCAGAGAACUCUGAUGCAGGAUUUUUCCUAUGAUGACCCUAAGCUGGAAUUCAAUGUGGAUGCACCCAAUGGUGUGGUUAUGGAGGGCUACCUCUUUAAGAGGGCCAGCAAUGCAUUCAAGACCUGGAAUAGGCGGUGGUUUUCUAUACAAAACAGCCAGCUGGUCUACCAAAAGAAACUCAAGGAUUCUUUGACAGUGGUUGUUGAGGAUUUGAGGUUGUGCUCAGUCAAACCAUGUGAAGAUAAUGAGAGGCGGUUCUGCUUUGAGGUGGUUUCACCCACUAAGAGCUGUAUGCUGCAGGCUGAGUCUGAGAAGCUGAGGCAGGCAUGGAUCCAGGCCGUCCAGGCAAGCAUCGCUUCUGCUUACAAGGACAUCACCGACAACUAUUACAUUGAGCGAUUGGACCGGACUGCCUCACCCUCCACCAGCAGCAUUGACUCUGCCAGUGAACCCAGAGAGAGAGGAGAGAGGGCUGAUAAGGGAGUUCGGGGAGGAGGAGAGAGCCUCCUCCAGCGGGUGCAGAGCCUGCCAGGCAAUGAGCUGUGCAGUGACUGUGGCCAAACGGCUCCCUGCUGGGCCUCUAUCAACCUGGGAGUGCUGCUCUGCAUUGAGUGCUCAGGGAUCCACAGGAGUUUAGGGGUCCAUUUCUCUAAAGUGCGUUCACUGACGUUAGACUCCUGGGAGCCAGAAUUACUUAAGCUGAUGUGUGAAUUGGGGAAUACUGUGAUCAACCAGAUUUAUGAGGGAGCCUGUGAAGAACUCGGAGCAAAAAAACCAGGCCCCUCCAGUUCAAGACAGGAGAAAGAGGCCUGGAUCAAAUCUAAAUAUGUGGAGAAACGCUUCCUGAAGAAGAUGAGUGGCAGCGAAGCGCUGGUGGAAGGUGAAAGGAAGUCCCGCCCUUGGACAGUGAAGAAAUGCCAGCGACACAGCAGCUCUGUUCGGGCACCCAACAAGGCUCGUAGGAAAUAUCACCGAUAUGAACCUGGCAGCGCCUCGCCGGCAAACCUCUCGGCAGCAGCUGCGGCAAAGUUUCGCCGGGACUCACUGUUCUGUCCAGAUGAGUUGGACUCAUUAUUUUCCUACUUUGACACUGGCUCUGGUCCUCGCAGCCCUGCAGGUCUCAGUAGCGACAGCGGUCUGGGAGGAAGUACUGACGGGAGCACAGACGUCCUGGCCUUUGGCUCAGUGGUGGACAGUGUAACAGAGGAAGAAGAGGAAUCAGAGGAGUCUUCCAGUGGUGAGGUGGAAAUUGAACAGGAAGUAUCGUCAGACCCUGAAGACCCAAGAGAACUCCACCCCGGCGCGCUCCUGUACCGAUCCUCCCGACUCCACAACUUGCCGCUCAUGGCGGAGGCUUUGGCACACGGUGCUGACGUACACGCUGCUUGCGAGGAAGAGGAGGGCAAAACGCCACUCAUUCAGGCUGUGAUAGGGGGCUCCUUGAUAGCUUGUGAGUUCUUGCUACAGAAUGGGGCCGAUGUGAACCAGAGGGACAUGAGAGGCAGAGGCCCACUGCAUCAUGCAACCUACCUGGGGCACACUGGGCAGGUGUGUCUGUUCCUGAAAAGAGGAGCAUCGCAAACAGAGGUGGAUGAGCAGGGUCAUGAUCCUUUAAGCAUCGCUGUCCAGGCUGCCAAUGCCGACAUCGUCACCCUGUUGCGUCUAGCUCGGAUGAAUGAAGAGAUGCGAGAGGCAGAGGCGGCUCCGCUGGGUCAACCAGGACGUACCCCGAGCAGCAGGAGAGUAAAACCUAAGGAUGUUCGGGAUAGAGUGACAUCUCCUUCACUGAUGUCUUUCGCGAGUUUUCUCUCCUCGCGUCUCUCCAUCCCGAAAAGUUGAGAAGAAGGAGCUUACAGUUCAGCAGCUGUAAGAAGCCAAAGUGAUCACUGCUGACCCCUCACUUCAUCCGACCUCUCUUCAGUCACUUUGGAAUCAGGCAGGAGGCUGCUGCGUUCGAUUAGAAGACAUGUUGGUCCUGCCAAGUGAAUGCUCUGGGAAUGAAAAAAAGAAAAGUCAAAUUCCAGCAGAGACAAGUUAAAACUACAGCAGACUUGUAAUAGUUGUAAUAUUCUCUCGUAAAUAAACUUGGUCAAAGCCAAACAUUUCUAUUGCCCUGAUGUUUUAGCUGACUUACUCCAGUUUUGAUAAUGUUAGUCAUCCAGCAGAGCUGACAUUAACAUUUGAUGACCUUUAGAGAUAUAACAACAAAACAAUUCUCAACCUGUCCAACUAAUAAGUCAACUCAACCUUGGACCUGUCUGAACAUGAACAAUGGGACCUCUGGAGCUUGAGUUGGAUAGGACAUCAUGUAGAUGCAUCAUCAAAAUGGAAUCUGGGGAGCCUGGAGGUUGGAUCAGUGCCUUGGCUUGUUUUUUUGUGUUCCUAUUUCUGCCAACAGAAAGUACAAUUUCUUUAUGUGCAACAGUUUUUGGACAGAUGGUCAUAUGUGCAAGGAAGUCCUCAUGACUCUCAGGACCCGAGUUUUCCCUGGAGAACAGUGCAAUGCAAGAGGUGAUGAUUGUUAUUUACUGUAAUUUUGAAAAAAAAAAAUCCUCUCAGGAAGCAGUCGAGCUCCCCAAACCCUGGUUCUCAAAGGCACACCAACAAAAUAAAAAAAAUAACACAGAUAAAAUAAUCCGGGUUUGACUGUGUUUGCUAAUGCUUAUGCAAAUAUUUCCACAAGCUUAAUGACGCUCUCUAUGAUGAGUAAAUUAAACUUGACCUUUAAAUUAAGUGAAGUAAUCCUUUUAUACCUAUUUGUUCAGCAUUUGUGAUGAAAUUUCUGACAAAAUUAUUUUAAGUAUUUGUAGCUGAUGGCAGAAGUCAAAUAAAAAAAAAAUCUACUGAAAUUA